This is a messenger RNA of Physella acuta, 4554 nucleotides long. RefSeq lists its product as uncharacterized. Gene Ontology annotation, biological process: signal transduction. The record is from RefSeq and is a predicted model, not a curated record. Lineage: Eukaryota; Metazoa; Mollusca; Gastropoda; Physidae.
UAAUGGCGGCUGCUACAUUCACAGUGCCGGCUUCUUGAGUUGAGGCAAGGCCCAUAGCCAAAGAAGAAAAAUAGAGGAAUACUUGUGGACUGAGAUUGUGUUGAUUCCAGUUAAUUGCAGUUGAUCAGCACAAAGCUAGCCAUCUCAAAAGUUAAUCAAGACCAGCCAUCUCAGCAGUGAGUGCAUGCGAUGGGUAAUACUGAGUCCACUGGCCAGACAAAUUUACAAACACCAACAAUAAAUAAAAGUCUGUACAUGAACGUGACGCCCUGGCCAUCGGUUGCCAUCUACUCCACGUCCACCAGAAACAGGGACAGAAAUCUGGCCAACUGCAGCCCCAGGUCUUUCAGCAGCAACUACUCUAUCAACGAUGAUGCCCCUGGGUCAGCCGCAGCAAGUCUGACUUCCAGAGGGCCUGGGGCUGGUUCUAACGGACAGGUCCACUGGGACAAGGGGUCUCAGAGUGGGCUGCAGCAGGUGGCACCACCACUUAGGUACGGCUCUGUUGCCAACAACUACAGCUCACUAAACGAACUCAACCAUCUACAGUCCUUAGAAAAUGGCCGCCUGACCUCCACUUGCUCUGAGACUAAUGUUGCAUGCAAUGGCCUAGCAUCAUCUUCUCACUGUGGGUUUAACCCCAGAGUUCUGGCUCAGUCCACUCUAUCAGCCUGCAACAACAGAUCAUCUUCUGCAGCUGACCUCCCUCUGUCCAGCAGGAAGUUCCAGACACCAUCAACCAAACCCAAGCCCAGCAACUCUAGCUCGAAAGAAAAUCUUCCAGACUGUAGUGCAACACACAGCCAAGCUCCCAAAAUACUAACACCAGCCUGUGGGAAGUUCCACAACUCUGAGCUAGACUCGCAUGGUUGUGUGCUGCAGAUGGAUUCGUUGCCUUCUUUAGCUAAAACAAUGGAUUACCCAGGUGACUUGCAGGUAAAUUCAGGUCUGGCCAGAACACCGGAGUCAGUUGAGCCUGCAAGUGAUGCCUUCUCGUACUUUGGUUCCAACCAAUUUGGGCUUGAAGCAGCGUCCAGCUACAGCACCAGACAAUCUUUUGACACGGCCCACUUUACGGCUAACUCUGGCACUAGAGAGACCUCCAGCAGCAGCUGUGAGUUCAAUCCUUGCGUCUGCUGUGUUGAAGCAGCAGAUCCCUUCCAUGAGUCGAGAGACUCUCUAGCCUCUGAACAUCUCUCUGCAAGAUGUACGUCUGAGAACUACAACAACAGCAUGGAACACAGCCUUUAUUCAAAUAAAAGCAAUAUUAGCUAUCAACAGAAAAGUUUCGGUAUUUCUUUGUCUUCACAAUGUAACCGAAACGCUGUUGAGUCAAGUGAAGUUGAUGACUCUGGAGGAUUUACAGCAACCAAUGGCAGCAUAGCUCCUGCAUCAUGUGACCCUGCUCUGUAUUCCUUUGGUCCAUUACCUGGGGCACCCCUCUCUUCUGUUGUCUGUAUGCAGUCAUCUCACGCAGCUGACAGCAACUGUUUUGCUGUGUCAUCAGCUGACGUACGCAGCAGCCCUGAUACAAGUUCAGGCUGGAGCAGCGCGUCCAACCCUGUGAGAUUCACCAACCAUCAAAACUUCCUUUGUGACUCCCAGGAUUUGACCACGGAAGAAAAUCUCACCGCCACAGACUGUGCUGCAGCUACUGCUAUUUCUGAGCUGGCUUCCUUAAGCUGCAAAACUUGUGUUUCAUCCUACGCUCAGAGCUUGGGCUGUAAUGAUAGCAAAGGAUAUGAGUCUCGUGGCUUCUGUACUAUGCAAGCAAAUGCUCAUAAUGGUUCAGAAUCUAUUAAGGGCUGGAACCAUAAUAAUCAUAAACAUUCUGGACAUAACAGUGACAAUCUCAAAUCUUCAACUCACAUGCACUUUGAUGUGCCACACCCUGAUCUCAUCAAGGCUUCAAAUUCUUUUAACCAAACUUCAGAUACAGUGUCGUCUGUCAAUACAGAGAACCCUCAGUCAAAGACAGUGUAUCUGCCAUCACAAAAGGUAUCAAAGACAGUGUACGUGCCACCACAUAAUGUAUCAAAGACAGAGUAUGUGCUGCCACAAAAUGUAUCAAAAACAGAGUACGUUUCGCUACACAAGUUAUUUACUCAUAGAUCGUAUGACUCCAGUCAAUCAGCCCAACAUCGCAGUGAUACCUCCCACAAAAGGAGCUCUUCAGAAAGUGAAAGCAGCAACCCAAAACACAUCAACAUUGGGCAUGAGUGUUCUCUCUCAGACGCGUGUAGACCUUUCCAGCAGGCAGCCCAGGGUGGCUCUGGGAGACUGGUGGUGGCAGAACUAGAGGGAGAUGACCAAACACAGGAGACAGGGGGAGCCAGCAGGUUGGAUCACCCGACUAGGCAAGAAACCAAGAGAGAACCAGGCAAAGAUUUGCCUUUUUCAGAACACAAGGCACAAGAAAAUUCAAAUGCCGAUGAAAAGAAACGACUGGUACAGGAAGUAGUCCCCACCCCCAGGAGACAGGAAAUGGUCAAGUUUGAUCAACCAGCCAAUGACAUGCUUUCAAUUUUUGAUGGAAUCAAUGGCAAGAAAAAGAACUAUGUAGCUUAUUUAUGCUGUGCUGCGAAGGACCUCGAGACUUUCGGCAUAUCCUUCCACCGUAUGAUUGAGGACUGGGGCUUCCAGAUCUUUCUUGCACCCAGAGACCUGGUCCUGACUGGCCCAAAUUUUGAUAACAUGUCCAGGGUUCUAGAAGAAAGGUGCAAUGGUAAAAUUAUUGUCAUCUUAUCUGAGAACUACGCCUCAUCUGAUGAAUGCAUGUUUUUAACUUCAUUUGCCAGAGUCUUGGAUCCAGAUUCCAAAAAGAGGAACAUCAUCCCUGUUCAGAUAGACAAGGAAAUAAGAAACUUCCCCAAUGUGCUGAAAGGUCUCUCCAUCAUUAGAUACAAUCACGACUAUAAGUGUGGUUGGCUAAAGAAUAAAUUGGUGGAGGCUAUAGCUGCUUAAAGGACUCAAAUACACAGAGGACUUUGUCCUGAAGUCACAGAGAGGACUUCCAGACAGGACAUUAUUUAAAUCAGAGAGAGGACCUCAUUAGGACUUAACACAGAGUACUCCUUUUGCCCCUGUGUUAUGCUGUACAGAGUUCCACACAUUGUAUACAUGAAGUGGGAGAAUUUAUUGUUCCACACAGUUUAGACAGGAGAGUGGGAGAAUUUAUUUAGCAAAAAUUGCCUUUUAUCUAUUCAGUAUACAAAAUAACAAAUUAGUUCUAUUCUUCUUAUUGCUGUAAUAUUAGUUCUGGUAUCUGUCAACUUGUUGACUCCAUUAGCCAAUCAACAAGUUGCCAAUGUUAGCCAGUCAACUAGUUGACCCCAUUAGCCAAUCAACUAGUUGACCCCAUUAGCCAAUCAACUAGUUGACCCCAUUAGCCAAUCAACUAGUUGACAAUGUUAGCCAAUCAUCUAGUUGACAAUGUUAGCCAAUCAUCUAGUUGACAAUGUUAGCCAGUUAACUAGUUGACCCAAUUAGCCAAUCAUCUAGUUGACCCCAUUAGCCAAUCAUCUAGUUAACUAUACAAGCCAAUAUAUUUUUUAUCUCCACAAGUGUUUACUUUCACUGCUUCUUGAACUGAAACAAUUUUAAUUCAGUAAACAGAUGUAUUUUUAUAUUAUCUAUCCGGCAAGCAGCAUAAUUUUCUUACCAUGCAAAUCAUCAUUUUUCCCAUUUCCUGAAUUAACAAACAUUUCCACUGUUGCUGUUUUGUGAGGGUUUUUUGUAUGCUUUGUUUUUAAAUACAGAAGUAUAAUGCCUAUUUAUUUAACAUGUUUUGUUUAUUAUUUUGUUUAUUCCUUAAGAUUCAAUUAGUAGUUUUCUGUUGUUUUGUUGUGCCAAAAUCUUUUUAUAAUUAUCAAACUGUAGAGAACUUUAAUUAGGCUUGUUUAGGUCACUAAUUUUAAAGUUUAUGUAUACCAAGAAUUUUUUUAAAAUAUUUAUUUUUCUUGAACUGAGCAUAAAAUAUCUAUGUUUAAGACUAAAUAUUUAAACUUGGAUAUUCAUGGUACUUGGUAUUCCCUAGUAAAUUAAUAUUUUUUUCAAUCUGGUUCAAAUCUUAGUAGGUCUAUCCAUAAUGGUAUUGAUUCCAUUACUCCUUAAAAUAACAAAUAUGUUUUAGUUUUUCUUCUUUCUAAUGUUUACUGAGUUUACAAUCAGAGCUUGACCUAAAUUAAAAAUGCUCUCUAUGCAUCAGUAAUGCUUUAUGUACCCAACUACUUUUCUGAUCUGCAAAUGAUUUACAGUAAGAACUGUAAAGUUGUGUACCAUUUAAUAAUGCUUGUGUGCCUUGAACUAAGGGAAGCAAUCAACAACUUCUUUAUAGCAAAGUGAUCUCGAAUUCUUCCAUUUACAGCUUGUACUCAUUUGAUUUUAAAAUGUUAUGGAUCUUGACGAUCACAACAUAUCAUUAUGUGUUUUCAAUGGUAAAUUACUUUUCAAGACAUACAAAAAUUAUGCAUUUUUUUCGUUCUAAGAAAAUUAUCAUGCAAAUCACAAUUUGAACCAUGAAAUUGUACAUUCAAGAACAUUAAAUAUAUGUGU